AUGGUUGCUACUCUCCCAGCGGACGUGCUUGUCCUCAUUUGUGAGGAGCUUGGAAAUCGCCUGGAUUUCAGAAGCCUCUUCAAUUGUGCCUUGUCAGGGAAGUCUUUUGCUAGCCCAGCUAUCUCAUGGCUUUACAGAAUUCACAAUCAAUCAGAAUACUUUCGAAACGAUGAGACCGAUACCGAACUGCCAGGAACGCAAACUAUGACAUGGGAGGAUGGCGUCGCUUUUCAGAAGCGAUUCGCCUCCAAAUGGGCCCUGCUGUGGAAGUCUAUAAUCCGAUCAAGCCUUGGGAACACCGCAUACCCCUACUGCCUAUACAUUCGGUCUCUAGAUCUCCGCAAUCUCGCCUCCCUCCUCGAAGAUAGCCACUUCCGAGAACCCAUUCUUGAUACUUUCUUUGCCGGUGAUAUGACUGUGUUUUACAAAUCUCAAGAUACGCCCGUCAAGAAGAAGACUAGAAGUACAAAAACACGCCUUAAUGUUGCCCCCAUUCUCGACCUUGUUGGAGAAUACAUAACCAGCUAUGUUAGCGAUGCAGCAGAUCGCAACAAGGCUAUUGUUGCUCUUGAAGAGAUUUCUGGCGAUAUCAGCACCACCGCGCUGUCAAGGUGGGCCAGUCGAUUGUCUCGGCUUAAAACUAUUACGCUUUAUGACGGAUCUGUUCUGAACGAAGACGUGGCAACUGUCAUAAAUAAACACUGUCCAAAUUUUGAUGACCUGACGUUCUGCUUUUGUCUGCGAGACAAUGUCGAUUCUGACAUUGCUUCAUUUUUCAGUGCGCUCAGAUCGAACAGUCUCCAGUCGUUCACAGCUCUCAGCGCCCAGAGCAUUGGCCCUCAAACAUUCUCAGCGUUGAACAACCAUUCGCGUUCAUUAAAGGCACUGAAGCUAGACGAUUUGAAGCCAGAUGCGAUCAGGAGCCUUUCUCUUCUUAAAGGAUGCGAAGCUCUCGAGGCGCUGGAUCUUCAGGACGCCGAUGGCUUCAUCAACCUGGAAGCAACCGAAAACGAUAUAUUUCUCGAAAUCCUCGCCUGGCUUGGGCGUUGUGAACGACUCAAAGAGUUCUGUCUCAAAAAGUUCUUAAGCGCCCCAGCAAUAUUGACAGACCUCUGCCUGCGUAACAAUAUUAGACUCCGAAGACUCGAGUUGGUUGAGUAUAGCCUGGUCAACAACCAGCGCUUUCACCAGGCAAUGUCACAUCAGACCAGUCUGGAAUCACUGAUAUUACGUGCUGAUGCCGAAGGCGCCUUCCGGGAUGAUAUCGACACGUUGGUGUCCUGCAUCUCACAACUAACCAACCUCACAGAGCUAGACCUGUGUGAAACAUCGGACUAUUUCCGCAGCCCUGAAAUCAGUCGACUUGCGUCGAGUCUGCCGAAUCUGGAGAAGUUCUCGUUCAGCGGCUACGAUGUGACGGAUGCCAUAUGGCCUUCCAUUUCGGGUCUCCGUCACCUUCGCGCACUCAAUGCUCACGCCGUCACGUCCUUUACUUACGAUGGCCUCCUCGACUAUAUCUCGACUCUCCAACCGACGAAUCAAGGACUUGUCCUGUCGGUGAUGAGCCAGAGGCUGGACUAUGACCUCAGCGAUAGACAGAAGGCCACGAUCCAAGAGAGAAUCGUGGCGAAAGUGGAUGGCAGAUUCGAGUUCGUUUUGUUUAGAGAGACUGACUCUGACUUCGACUCUGGUUCGGAUUGA
Messenger RNA from Amorphotheca resinae ATCC 22711, 1701 nucleotides. RefSeq lists its product as hypothetical. The transcript has 2 exons. The record is from RefSeq and is a predicted model, not a curated record. The coding region runs from base 1 to 1701 and encodes 566 amino acids. Lineage: Eukaryota; Fungi; Ascomycota; Leotiomycetes; Helotiales; Amorphothecaceae.